AUGGCUAUUACAGUUUUCGGACGUUCUGUAUCUGCUUUUAAUCUUAUAUUAUUCUACGUCCUUAAAGAAUUAGGAUUAUCUUAUGAAUUCGUUCAAACAACUCCCGAAGAAGUUAAUUCUCCAGAUUAUUUAGCUACCAAACAUCCUUUCGGUAGAACUCCUUCUCUCAACGAUGACGGAUUCCAAAUUUAUGAAACUCGUGCAAUAGCUCGUUAUUUGAUAAACAAAUAUCAAGGAACCAAAUCUUCCACCGUUCUUAUUCCUUCUGAUGUACAAAAAGCAGCUUUGGUAGAACAAUUCAUUUCAGUAGAGACCUCUUAUUAUACUCAACCUCUGAAUAAAAUGCUUACGCAAUUAAUAUUGGUGAAAAAACAAGGCAAUGAACCUGAUCUUAAAAUUGUUAACGAAACUCGCGAAGAAAUUGAAAAAAAUUUAGAUGUUUAA
Molecule: messenger RNA, 444 nt
Organism: Rhizophagus irregularis DAOM 181602=DAOM 197198
Lineage: Eukaryota; Fungi; Glomeromycota; Glomeromycetes; Glomerales; Glomeraceae
Biological process (GO): glutathione metabolic process
Cellular component (GO): cytoplasm
Molecular function (GO): glutathione binding; glutathione transferase activity
Source: RefSeq, a predicted model, not a curated record